GUCUGUCUACAUCGUAACCUCCCAAUACGCCGUCAAAGUAUUAGGGUUUAAAACCCGCAGAAGGCGACACUGAGCAGUUUUUCUUUUUCUUAUCUAUAUAUACACACACACAUUCAAGCUUUUACUUUAUAUAUAUAAGACCAUUGCAACAACUUUUAAAAUUCGGUGUUUACUUAGUAGAUACGAUAAAAGGAAUUUCUCCAUGCCUUCGGAACAAGCGAACAAGCCGCACGCGGUGUGCAUUCCAGCCCCAGCACAAGGCCACAUUAAUCCGAUGCUAAAAGUUGCCAAAAUCUUGCAUUCAAAAGGCUUCGAUAUCACCUUUAUCAAUACUGAAUUCAACCAUCGACGCCUCGUUAAAUCUCUUGGCUCUGACGCCUUACAUGGUUUCCCUUUCUUUCGCUUUGAAACCAUCCCCGAUGGUCUUCCACCGCCCGAAAAUGAAGAUGUUACCCAAGAUGUUGCACCAACACUUAAGUCACUCCAUGAAACUGGUUUGGGCCCAUUUAAAAGUAUCCUUGCUAAAGUGAGUGCUUCUUAUUCACCGGUGACUUGCAUAGUGGCUGACUUCCUUAUGGGUUUCACCCUCCCCGCGGCCCAGGAAUUGAAUAUUCCCGGGAUUCUCUUCUGGACUGCGGGUUUGGGUUCUCUCAUAUGUUAUGAUCAAUACCCGAAUCUUAUUGAAAAGGGUUUGAUGCCUCUUAAAGAUCCGAGUUACUUACAAAACGGAUAUUUGGAUACAACCAUAGAUUUUAUACCUACUAUGUCUGGUAUACGUCUAAAAGAUAUUCCACCAUUCGUUAGAAUCAUCUACCCUGGCGACGAAUUUAUGGUUGGAUUUGCAGCCACGGAGUUGGCAAGAGCAAAAACAGCUUCCGGCAUUAUUUUCAACACUUUUGAUGAACUAGAUUACGACGUUUUGGAUAUGCUCUCUUCAAUGUAUCCAUUUUGCUAUGCAAUAGGUCCUUUGAAUCUAAUGGAGAAUAAUAUUGUUGAUAAAAGUCUAGCAUCCAUCAAAUCAAAUUUAUGGAAAGAAGAACAUGAAUGUUUAAAAUGGCUAAAUACUAAAGAGCCAUUGUCAGUUAUUUACGUAAAUUUUGGUAGCAUAACGGUGAUGACACCUCAACAACUAGUCGAGUUUUGUUGGGGACUUGCGAAGAGUAAUCAUCCAUUCUUGUGGAUAAUACGACCCGACCUUGUGAUAAGUGAUUCAGCUAUGCUUCCACCAGAGUUUCUCAUAGAGACAAAGGGUAGAGGAUUCUUGGCAAGUUGGUGCCCGCAAGAAGAGGUUUUAAGUCACCCGUCAAUUGGAGGGUUUCUAACACAUAGCGGAUGGAAUUCAACUAUCGAAAGCAUUACCAAUGGAGUACCAAUGAUUUGUUGGCCAUUUUUUGCCGACCAACAACCAAAUUGUUGGUGGAGUUGCAAUAAGUGGGGGGUUGCCAUGGAGAUUGAUAACAAUGUUAAGAGUGAUGAAGUUUUGAAGCUAGUGAUUGAGUUAAUGGACGGAGAGAAAGGGAAUGACAUGAGAAAGAAUGUCACUAAUUGGAAGAACAAGGCUCAUGAAGCAUGUGUUUAUCCAUCGGGUUCAUCUAUGGUUAAUCUAGGCAAGUUCAUUCAUUUGCUAAAAACAUCUCCGAAAUAAUUCAAAAUGUUAUCGUUUAUUUAGGUUUUCUAUUUCUUCUAUUAUACAUUUACUUUUCAUGUUAGAAAAAAUUUGGAUUGUAUCUAAUUUUAGUUCAAAAUAUGAGAUGUAUCAAACUUUAAAUGCGUAUGUUAUCAUGUCUAGUUUUUUCUUUUUAA
Molecule: messenger RNA, 1803 nt
Organism: Erigeron canadensis
Lineage: Eukaryota; Viridiplantae; Streptophyta; Magnoliopsida; Asterales; Asteraceae
Product: 7-deoxyloganetin glucosyltransferase-like
Exons: 2
Coding region: 203-1645 (480 amino acids)
Molecular function (GO): UDP-glycosyltransferase activity
Source: RefSeq, a predicted model, not a curated record